Molecule: messenger RNA, 1173 nt
Organism: Lachancea thermotolerans CBS 6340
Lineage: Eukaryota; Fungi; Ascomycota; Saccharomycetes; Saccharomycetales; Saccharomycetaceae
Gene: DXO1
Product: Dxo1p
Exons: 1
Coding region: 1-1173 (390 amino acids)
Biological process (GO): NAD-cap decapping; nuclear-transcribed mRNA catabolic process
Cellular component (GO): cytosol; nucleus
Molecular function (GO): mRNA 5'-diphosphatase activity
Source: RefSeq, a predicted model, not a curated record
AUGCAGAAGCUUUUUGAAAAGCUCUCGCUUGAAGACCUUCCUGAUGAAGCCUGCGUAAGUUGCAGGGGUUUCGAACGUGCCUCCAUAAGCCACUUUCCGGCGGAACCACUACACUUUUUCGACGAAGUCAAAGAGAUUGGCACGAUGACGCAUUGGAUCGACUCUGACAAGUUCGAGCUGGGACGUAAGCAGAGCGCACCACAUCUUAAAAAAGACUUAGGGCUCUUCACCAUUACUAAGAAGCUGGCCAAGACCAACAGCUAUGUUGGGCAUGACUUGUUGGAGCACUAUGACGAUUUCCAGCCCUUGACGCCAAACCAGCUAGAAGACAUGAGCGGCGUGUUUGAAUUUCUCAACAAGUGGGAGGGGGACCAUGGAAAGCCCUACAGUUCCGGUAGCGAUUUUACCAUAGUGUGUUCUAGACACAACCUGAUUGACCUCAUCAUGGCGCCUUUCUCAGACGAAGAUGUCCACUUCAACGUUAAAUACAUCAACGGGUACCUCCACAUUUUCCCUGACAAGCAAUUUCAAAAGAAGGAUGAUGGCAUUUACUCUUCGGAAUCGAACAUAAGAAGGAUAUGCUACACUGGAUUUGAACUUGAAGACUUGGUGACUGAAACACAACCGGGUGCGCCCAAGUCUGCCUUCUACUCUUUAGUGCAGGGGAAAAUAAGCAAAAAUAUCAAACUUCUAUUCAAGGCCGAGAUGGAUUGCUUCAAUCCUGCAAAACGCAGCUACACCGAGAUCAAGUGCACGACUGGACUGAAAGUUAAGAGCGCGUUCCAUCGUCGGAAGCUCCUCCGCAUGUGGGUGCAAACCUCAUUGGUACCCUCAACAGACCUUUUGAUAGGAUUGAGAGACCCGUACUACCAUCAAUUGAGUUCCUUCGAGUGUUAUACUAGACAGGAACUAUAUCAAAAGUUCAAUAACCGAAAUCUGAGCUUGCUCAAAAAGAAAUACAACUACAAUGCCAAUAUCUCUGUUCAGUGGUUUCGACACCUGGUGAAACGGCUUUGCCAGACAAUUACUCCUUAUGUUGAAAAGACUCCAACAGAAGCUGUGAGUUUUAAAUUAACUCUUACCAAGCAAUUAGAGCUUCGGCUGCGAAAAAUUGAAACUCCCUCGACAGCAAAAGAGUCACCUAAGCCAAAACCCGCGCAUGCCCAAAGCUAG